Messenger RNA from Heterostelium album PN500, 588 nucleotides. RefSeq lists its product as uncharacterized. The record is from RefSeq and is a predicted model, not a curated record. The transcript has 3 exons. Bases 1 to 588 code for a protein of 195 amino acids. Lineage: Eukaryota; Evosea; Eumycetozoa; Acytosteliales; Acytosteliaceae.
AUGCAAAAAUUGAAUCACAAUCCAAACGAUGAAGAAAUAUGCUCUCUUAUGUUGAUCAACCUAAAAGAGCUAUCAUCUUAUCAUAUCGUACCAACUCUCAGUCAAAACAAUGUACUUCCAUCCAUUGAACUAUUAACUAAAGAGACCAAAAAUAAUAAUCAUCACCAGUCGUCAUACCUCAAGGAGUUACCGAAAUAUUGCAUUCCAAGCAAUCCAUUAUUCAUAGAGUGUCACUGGGAACUACUCUCACUCGAUAAAAAGAAAUGUGACAAUUGGCAUAAACAAAUACAAGAUAUGCUAUCACAUAGUAAAACUACAUUUGAAUCUGGUUCAGGAUCACUGGGUCAAAAUGGAUUUUGGAAACUAAGAGACGGAAAAAUAGAUCCAUGGUUGGAAGGUGUUGACAAUGGAAACCGAUUCCAUGUCCCAAGCUUGUCUUCAAGUCAGUCGAGAAUGCAUCCAUACACCAGAGGAUCAUCAUCAUCUUCAACUUCACCCAAAAAAAAUAGCGCAAACCAUUAUGAUAUCGAGCAACAACUGCCAAUCAUUCUAACACCCAAAUCUUUCAACAUGUCAAUUAUCAAUUGA